Mya arenaria is the source of this 4187-nucleotide messenger RNA. RefSeq names its product eukaryotic translation initiation factor 4 gamma 3-like. Gene Ontology annotation, cellular component: eukaryotic translation initiation factor 4F complex. The record is from RefSeq and is a predicted model, not a curated record. The transcript has 18 exons. Gene Ontology annotation, molecular function: protein binding; mRNA binding; translation initiation factor activity. Bases 413 to 3391 code for a protein of 992 amino acids. NCBI's taxonomy places the organism in Eukaryota, Metazoa, Mollusca, Bivalvia, Myida, Myidae.
UUUUCCCAGUGAAAUCGAAACUAGGAAAUAUAAACAUUAUGGCCAGCCAUCAACAUUGUGUUUUGGCGAUUAAAAAUCAAAAACGAGUAAUUUAAUCGGAUAUUGUAAGGGUUGUAAGGGAUAUUCAUGUAAUAUGUGUAUACAUCUCAUAUCAAAGCAUAAGCAUUCAGACACGAUGUUAUAAAUAAAGGUGCCACUGCGAAAAGACGUGUUGAUAAAGAUGUGACAUGGAAAUUGUCUUGGAAAUUAAGACAUUAACGAAAAGAUCUGCGAAGAAGAUUUCGUUGUAUUGCAGAAAGCACAUGGCGUCGACAUGUGUACAAUGUUAAAAAGUAAAUCAUUCGAAUUGCGAAAAACAACUGGUUGACCUCAUUGAAGUCUCUCAUCCGAGUACAGGUCAUAAAACGUAAUCAUGCAUGGGUUAGAGGAUUUAUUGAAUGACGCACAACGUGUAGAAAAAGAUGCCGCUGUCAAUAGAGAGAAAAACAAUUUAGCCAAAGAAGAUAAUUUGAAAGCUGUACGUGAUUUUAGAAAAGACAUUGACGAUUAUUUUGACAAGUUACAAAUAAAAGUAGAACAAGAGAUAAGACAAUGUCAUUCGAGAAAUGAAGGCAUGUUAACUGAACAACUUAAAACAUGCCUUGAAGUAAAAGAAAAAGCGCUGAUAAAACAAAAGCAAAUUAAUUCAAUAGUACAGAAAAAUCUAAAGUGCACUCUAUAUGCAAGACCUGAGAACUUACGAACAGAAAUAGCUACCCUGAAACAAACCUUAAAUGAAGCUUCAAGACAGGCCAGGUGUGGAAUGUACGAAUUCCAGAAAAAUGAUGUCGUUCAAAGCCUGAUAUUGACGGAAAGUGUAUUAGGCACAUUAAAAGAUAACCGCAGUGGAAUCGAAGAGCUUACUUACACUUUACCUGAACAUGUAGAACGCAACGAAAAACUUAUGCAGACCCAAGGCUUGCCAAGCCAGCCGAACAGACUAAAGAACAAGUCUGGUUCGUUGCCUUGCGAAAUGACCAAGCCCAUUACAACGACAGAGGUGCAGCUACACAAAGCGAAGAAGCCCUGGAAACAAAGACGUUUAAAUUCAGGCACCAGCAGGAAGGAAGUGGAGGAGAAUGACGUUGUCGUAGAGUCCCAAGGCUUGCCUUGCCAGCCGAACAUGCAAAAGAACAAGCCUGGUCUUUUUCCUUGCGAAAUGAACCAGUCCAUUAGAACGACAGAGGUGCAGCUACACAAAGCAAAGAAGCCUUGGAAACAAAGACGUCAAAAAUCCGGCACUAACACGAAGAAAGAAGAGCAGAACGACGGUGUCAUAGAGUCCCGAGGUUUGCCUAGCCAGCUGAGCAUACAAGAUAACAAGUCUGGUCCUUCGCCUUGCGAAUUGACCAAAAUCAUUAGAACGACAGAGGUGCAGGUACACAAAGCAAAGAAGCCCUGUAAACAAGGACGUCUGAAUUCCGGCACCAACAAGAAAGAAGUGGAGGAGAACGACGCUGUCAUAAAGGAAACACAGCCCAUCAAAUCCCGAGGCAAGUCUAUUCAACCGGGUCACACGAACAAGUCUGAACCGCCACCUUGCCAAACAAACCAGUCAAUAAGAACGACCGAAGUGGAGCUUCACAAAGCAAAGAAGCCCUGGAAACCAAGACGUCUGGAAACCGCAGACAGCGAGAAGGAAGUGGAGGAAAACGACGAUGCCAUAGAGGACCUAUGCAAGAAGACACAAAUCAUCUUGAACAAGCUGACACCGCAGAAUUUCCAGGUUCUUGUGUCACAGAUGCAGGCUCUUAAGAUUGACACGGAAGAUAAACUGAACGGAAUCGUUGAUCUUGUCUUUGAGAAGACCAUCAGUGAACCUGAUUAUAGUGAAGUUUAUGCCAACAUGUGUAAAUGUCUUUCAAAGUUAAAAGUCAAGUCCGACUCAAAACCAGGUAAGAUGGUUAUAUUUCGAGUUGUGUUGUUAGCGCGAUGUCAACGUGAAUUCAAAACCAAAUACCGUCAAAUCCCGGUUUUGCCACCAAACGUGAGGAAUUCGCCUAAUUGUAAAGAUGAAAACAGAAAAGAAGAAUUAACUUAUGGAGAAGCCGAAAUAAAACAAAGAUCGCUAGGAAAUAUGAGAUUCAUCGGGGAAUUAUUCAAGUUGAAGAUGAUUUCUCUAAGAAUUAUGCAUGACUGUGUGUUCAAAUUACUACGGGCUAAGGAUCCUGAGAGCUUAGCAUGUGUGUGUAGGUUACUUACCACUAUAGGAAAAGAACUUGAUACUGACAAGGACAAGCCCCGUAUGGAUCAGUAUUUCGAACAGAUGACCAAAAUAGCUAACGAUAAAAAGAGCUCUACAAGAGUUAGAUUUAUGCUUCAAGAUAUUAUAUCUGUUAGAUUAAACAAGUGGGUACCUAGAUGUUCAGACAACAACCCCAAGACCAUCGACCAGAUCCACAUGGAAGUCGCACAAGAAAGGCAGGUGAAGGCCCGUUUAUCUCAAGAAGUCAAGGAACUACAAAAGUUACAUAAGGGAGAUCGACGCGAUCCAACCAGCGGUCAGAUAGAUGGUGGUUGUGCUGGACGGGGAGCCGACGGUUGGAGUAUGGAAGGAAAACAACCACAACUGGCAUUAGUGGACCGGUCUAAAGACCAAACACAAAUCUCCAAGCAAAACGUGGACGAGGAAAUCAAGUUAGGCUCUGAUAAGACCUCAAUGGACAGGAAAACAUCCAGCGCUCCAGCUAACAGGUCGGAGGAAGACAUUAGUCGAAUAAUCCCAGACACAUGUCCCGGAAGUAGAGAAAGGCGUUGCAGAGGAGGGUUUUGGACACCUCUAAACCUCAGAACCAGAAUACCACAGGAACACAUCAAAGAGGUUAUUAAAUGGGGUCUGGUGAACACCAAACGUGGAGGGAGCACUCUUACUACACCUUCAACUGGCCUUCCAAUGACAGAAAUCGCAGACCGCUUGCACGAUCUUGUCGUUGUUCGGCGGGAAGAUAACGAGACGCUAUUCAACUGGAUCGAGUCUAACAUUGACGAUGGGGCCAAGGCAAACACCCAGUUUAUACGGGAGCUAAUGACAGCAGUGUGUCAGAGUUCCAUUAAAGGUGAGAAGGGCAAGGAGGAAGUAGUACCGAGCGAUAUCAGCAAACGUAGAAACCUGCUACAAAAGUACCUCGGUCACAAGCCUAUGUUCGAACUCCAGGCACUGUUUGCUCUGCAGGUGCUUGUGGCCAGACUUGAAUACCCACAGGGUCUUCUCAAGAGUUUAUUCCACAUUCUUUACGACGAGGAUAUUAUUUCCGAGGACGCUUUUGUUGAGUGGAAGAGAAGUGAGGACGAGCCGGAUGGGAAGAAUACGACCCUUGAACAUGUUGUUAAGUUCUUUGAAUGGCUUACAUAGUUUGAAGAGGACAAUUGAGUAUUUCUAAUUGCGACGGGUUAUUACUUAUAUACAUGCAUGAAUAAGUAUGCCGUCUUAUAAACAAACAUAUUUUUAUUAUGUGUUGUAUCGCAAUAAAGUUUGAAACAAAUAGACUGGAAAUGAUAGACUAUGUGUUUCUGAAUUUACAAGUUAAAAUACAAGUUCGAUUUUCGACAGUCGCUUAGUAUUCGAAUUUAUUUCAUGUAUAUCGGUGUAAGAAUGAAACAUAUUGGUGAAUGAUAACUUGUUCAUAUCACUCUGGCUCGUUAUUGUUUUGCAAUGUUAAAAACCUAAAUAUUUGUUUACUUAACGGCAUCAUUAAGCAUACUAAAUCAGGCCGAGGCAAAUAUUGUGACUAUUUGAAGUCGUGAUGUGCAUAAAUGCAAGAAUAAUGUGUGAUACAUUUCUUUUGGAAAAGAUGUUCCCAUGUGCAUGUUACACACUAAACUGUAUAUGUACAUUUAAGACAAGAGCAUCUCCGAUUAUUGCUACUCCUUUGAAUUUAUUAUUAUAUUUAUAUGAUCAGUAAUUGUCAUUUACUUUCUUAUGAUGAUGUAUAACAUGCAUGUCUGUUUUUCAUUAUGUUAACUGAGUAAAUAUGUUCUACUCUACAAAACACUAGCAUGCACACAUGCCAUUGAUCUACAUUAAAUUAAAAUGUUUUAAGGUGUAAUGAUAAAAUAUAAUAUACGAUGAAUUUGUUUUAUAAUGUAUUUGAAUGUUACUGAUAUUACAUUUUUUUCAAUCAUUGAUUUAUUAAAUAUAUAGUUGUGAA